UCUCGAGACAGCCCUAAAUGACAAGCGCUAUAAAAAUAUACUGUUAUUUUCCUACAUCUCCAGUAUAUGUUGUAUAUGUUGAGCAAACAGUAGUAUCGGAUUGUUUCUUAAUAUUACACGUAGUUGCGUGAGAAGUUAUAAUAAUGACAUUAAAUGUGACAGAAGCGGAAAAUGUGGAUAAUGUGCCUAAAAAAGGGAAGACUUAUGUCCAAGUGUUGGUGGCUAUUGUAGCGAACACCACAAUCCUGACAUAUGGAUUUCAAGCGGGAUGGGUGUCACCGAUGACAAAAGUUUUACAAUCAGAGAACUCCCCUUCGGGCUAUCCGUUGACAGAUUAUGAAAUAUCAUGGAUAGCCAGUGCCAUCUGUUUGGCGGCCAUGUUUGGAGUCUCUCUAUUCACUUACAUUGUAGACAAAUAUGGAAGAAGAGUUGCAGUACUACUCACAGCUGCGUUACAAGCGGUGUCAUGGAUAUUGAAACUAUCUUCAGCACAUAUAGGAGUUUUAAUCACAGCCAGACUCCUUGCUGGACUUGGUGCCGGCGGUUGUUACAACGUAGUACCAAUGUACGUCAGGGAAAUAAGCCAGGAUGACAUAAGAGGGGUGCUCGGAUCCUUCAUAAUUCUGUUUCAAAAUAUUGGUAUCAUGGCAAUGUUUGCAAUGGGAGCGUACUUGAAUUACUACACUGUGUUGUGGAUCGUGGUUUGGGUACCAGUUUUAACUAUACUCCUGAUGUUGAAGGCACCUGAAUCACCAGCCUUCUUAGUGAAAAAGGGAAAGAGUGAUGAAGCUGCCAAAACAAUAGCGUUUCUAAGACGAUUGGAUGUCAAUGACAAAACAAUACAGUCAGAAAUUGAGUUCAUGAAAAAUGAAGAAGCAACUUAUGACUCGCUGCCGAAGAUUUCUUUCAAAAGUAUAUAUCAAAACAAAGCAUGGUGGCGUGGCUGUAUGCUAAACAUAAUAUUGAUGACAAUAAGAUCGAAUAGCGGUAACAUGGCCACUUUGAAUUAUGCGCCGGCCAUUAUGAAAUCAGCCGGCGUCACGUGGAACCCAGAGCUACAGACGCUGAGUUUCCCCGCAGUUAUGAUCCUUGCCUCGUUUAUCUCAAUGAGUUGUGUGGAAAAGUUCGGUCGGAAGCCCCUCAUCAUCAUAGCGUUUGCAGUGGCAGUCGUGUCACAUAUAAUCCUGGCUACCACAAUGUUGGUUCAGCACCAAGGUAGUUCUACACCAGGGUGGUUACCCGUGGUCGCCAUAAUUACAUUCUUCGCCGUCUACGCUGGCGGGAUUUCUCCAAUGCCGUACAUUAUUAUGACCGAGAUGUUUAAUUUCCAAAUACGAGCAAAGGUAAUGGGUGGUCUGGUCACACAUGCGUGGUUCAUGUCGUUCGUCGAGCUACUCUCCUUCACAGCCAUUGCAGAUUACUUGGGAACAUACUCUGUGGUCUACAUCUAUGCUGGACUCAACCUAGUUGGAGUUAUCGUCGGUUUUAUAUUCUUGCCAGAGACCAAAGGAAAGACAUCUGAACAAAUUGAAAAUGAUUUAGUAAAGAAAAAGUGAUAUUUUUUUUAAAGUUUUAUUGUAGAAAAAUGUUGGUCUUCUUUGAGUUAAGAAGAUAUUUGUGAAUAACUUACAUUUAAGUUUAGCUUUUAAAAGGAGUCAUAAUAUGACUCUUUUACGAUACUUAUCUGAAUACUAUUAUAUUAUUACGAAGUUGAAUUUUGUUUUAUGGAAUAGGUGGCAUACGAGCAAACGAGUCACCUGAUGGUAAGCGAUCAGCGCCGCCCAUGGAUUUUUUUUUAAAGAAUUUGAACAUUAUUUAAGAUCAAUUCUCGAAAAUGUCACCUAAGUUUAUAAUUUCUCGAUCAACAUUACGUAUAUUAUACAGUUUUAAUGUUAUAUAUACAUGGAUAUUAUACACAGUUGUAUAACAGGUAUAAUAUUUCUAAAAUUUCUCAGUUUUCUCUGUUUGAUAGUUCUGUGAUCUUUGAUAAAUCUUCAUAAAAGUACAUAUACAAAGAAAUAUUUUUAUAUGAAAAUAGUACAAAAAUUCCAACGUAAUAUUUAUUUGCUAACACCUUUUAUAAGUGUAGCAUAAAAUUCAAGUCUUAGUUGUUUCUUUGUAAAACACUUUAGACUCUAGAUAAUAGCAGACUAUUACAAAGCGAGGUUUAAGUGGUACGUAGUAUUUCAAAGGAUUCUUGAUUUUAUAUUGUAAAAUGAAAUAUUUCAAUAUUAAUAUUAUGUUUAAAGUAUUUCAUUAAAAGAAUAACUUCAAAAGGCAACGACGUAGGAUAUUAAAUAUUUUAUUGAUUUUAGCGUUUUCCAGUAGCAAAUGUAUAUUAAUGUAUGUGACUUAGUAGUCUUACUGCGCUUACUUAAGUAUGCAUCUCAGGUACACAUAUACCAACAAUUUCGACAAUCGACUGCAGGGUUGGCGCGGUGGCUGGGCAACUGGCUGUCUUGCAACGUGUUGCGGGUUUGAUUCCCGCACGAAGCAAUUCUUUGUUUGGUCCUCAAAUUGUUGUUUCGGGUCUGGGUGUCAUGUGUAUGUGAACUUGUAUGUUUGUUAACGUACCCACGACACAGGAGAAAAUCCUAGCGUGGGGCAAAGUAAAAAAAAACCGAAAUGAACAUUGUGGGUAAAACAUCGUUUGACUUCUCAUCUUUUUAUUACAGGAUCGUUUCUAUUUUAUAUAUAUUUAAUAUCCUAUCUCCAUGUCCUAUCUCUUUUAAAGUUCACAAAUUAUAUGCUAAAAUAUUAGUAUCCCUCUAAUAUUAUAAAUGCGAAAGUUUGUGAGUAAGGAUGUUUGUUACUUUUCACACAAAAACUACAGAAGGGAUCGGCAUGAAAUUUUGUAAUAGGGAUAUAAUAUAAUGGUCUGGAAUAUCAGACAAGCUACUUUUUAUCCGACGGGAACCCAGGCGAAGCCGCUGAAAGAAGCUAGUAGUACUAAUAAUACUAUUGUACUUAAAAUAUUAAGGCUUUACAAUUUCAUUUUUAUUUGUUAAGUACAUGAACUGAUGUUUUUGUUUAAGUAGAAAAAGAAGAAAUUGUAUUUUUUUAUUAAAUUAUGAUCUAUUUA
Spodoptera frugiperda (fall armyworm) is the source of this 3082-nucleotide messenger RNA. Its product is annotated as facilitated trehalose transporter Tret1-like. Gene Ontology annotation, biological process: transmembrane transport. Lineage: Eukaryota; Metazoa; Arthropoda; Insecta; Lepidoptera; Noctuidae. Gene Ontology annotation, molecular function: transmembrane transporter activity. Gene Ontology annotation, cellular component: membrane. The record is from RefSeq and is a predicted model, not a curated record. The transcript has 7 exons. The coding region runs from base 144 to 1556 and encodes 470 amino acids.